GCAGUGAUGCACACGCAGCCUGGCCUGGGAGGGAGGGGGUCUCGUUCUCUUCGUGAUUCCACAUAGACUCACUUCCACGCAGGUCGAGUGCGCCACGGAGGUUUUUUUUUUUUUUUAAUGUAUUUUUUAUUAUUAUUAUUUUUUUAUUCCUCUUUCUUUUUUUGGGGGGGCGCUCGCUUCAUUGAUGCGCAUUUGCUGGCAUGCUGUUUAAGGAUGAGGCAGCCGUGUGCGAAUGUUGCAGAACACCGGUAGAGGACUACUUGCCUUGCUGUUGAUGUUGUUGGAGUGGACUCGCCCAAGCCUCCUGUCCCCACUGAGGCCCAUCUGUGACCUGAGGGUCCUCAACCAUUUCAUCAAGGAAGCCCAAGACGCAGAGGUCGCAAUGAAGUCAUGCCGAGAUGGAUGUAGCCUGUCCCAGUCCAUCGCCGUUCCCCAGACCACAGUAGACUUUGAUAUCUGGGAAAUGAAAAAUGCCAUGGAGAAAUCCCAGGAGGUCCAGUGUGGCUUAUGGCUCCUCCAGCAAGCCCUCAACUUGCUGCGCAGCUCGGUCACCAACGUGGCGCUGCAUGGACACAUUGACAAUUCGCUGAGGAACGUGCUCAGCAUCAACGCCGUACUGCACAGUCUCAACAUCCCGGAGUACGAGCCACCGGCAAGCGUGGCUGGCCUGGAGGGCACGUGGCACGUGUCUACGGCGGCUGACCUCCUCCAAGUGCACGUCAACUUCCUGCGAGGCAAAGUGCGUCUCCUUCUCUUGGAGGCGCAGGCUUGUCAACAAGAUGUCAGUUGAUUGGCUCGUCUUCUCACUCCAAGGCUAAAUCUGCUUUAAAAAGGGCCUCGACUCUGGUGACCUACUUGCUAGCUGCUAGAAACAACCAAACGACCACACCUUUGCUUGUUCUUUUUUUUAAGUGAGGGCAAAGAGCAGCCACAGGGGGUCUUCUGGAGAGAGUGGCACUUUGAAAUGUGGACACAUGUUGACCAAAACAAGGCUUUUUUUUUAAGAAGCACCGCUCUUGCACUUUGUGUGUCAAUGCACUAGUGUGCGCCGGUUAGGACUGCACGUGGUGUGUUUGUCUCUUUCCCAAGGGUUUAACCUUUUUGUAAGUGAAUUAUGCAGAAAUAUUAAUAUCACGCCAACACAGCGUGGCAACAAAACAUGAAUGAGAGGCCUUUACUUGUAAAAAAAAUUUGUCUUGUUUAGAUUUCUACUGUGUGACAAGGUUUAAUAUAUUUUGAAACAUUGUGUAAUGACUAUUUAUACAGAUUUUCUACUUUUUAGCUUUGUAUUGUUCAGUGUUGACCUUUUAGACUUUUGUAAAGAAACCAGAAACUUUUGUAUGUUGUCAUGGCGCGAGGUCAUUGAAGAAGACAUGAGAACUGUGAAGUAGCACUGUCAUUAUCAGUCCAGCUAACAAUCACACAGAGCCAGUGCACUGAUAGCCUGCAAAAAAGAAACAAAAACAUCCUGCAACUAAUUCCACAAUCAUACUGGAAGACUGUUCAGUUCGCAAGCCUGAAAAUGAAAGCAAACUGUCUACUGGAAUUUGCGUCAUUUGGGGGAAAAUGUUUAACUGUUCCAAACUAGUCCAGCUUUUUUCCUUGUUGUUUUCCUCAUUUGUGACUUGUUGCGCAAGUGCAUGGUGGUUUUGAGGAUGUUUGCACAUGUUCUCCUUUCCUGUUUUGUAUGUCCAAUCACUGUAGAAUUUGCUAUUUAAAUACAAAAACAUUAUUCUUGGAUGAACAAAAGGAUGGAGACAACCAGUUCUUGUCUCUUCCGGUCUGUGGCAUGAACCGCAGAGCUUGCACAGCUCUGAUGCCAAAAUAAAAGGCUGUGUUAACACACGGCAUCAAAUUUUAGGUUUUUAGCAACAAUAAAAUGUGGACAAUUCCAAAAUACAUGACACAAAACUUUAUUUGUGACUGAAUAACACCAUCCUCACUCCAAUUCCAUUGACAUAACAGCACUAAACUAAUAUCCAACUUUAAAGAUAGAAAAUAAAAGGUACAAGAAAACCUUUGUCUCCUGACAUCUAGUGGAUUAUUUUAUACAACACCAGCCAAGAUCUGCAAAGGAAAUAAUUUCAUUUGGACUAGACUCAAUACUUGUGGUCAAACAUUGAAGAGCUACCAAAGCAUCCAUCUACUAACAUCUGGUAUGCACCAUAGUUGGUCAGAGGUUGAUCCUGCAGUAAGAUAAUGACCUGCAAUAGAAGUCCAAGCUAUGCCUGAACGACCCUAGGGAAAAAAAAAAGAACAAGUUCUGUCUUGUGUUAACGACUGUGCUGUCCCCUUCAUGUUGUUUUUCUCCUUGCGAGUAGUUGUGGUAAAGCUUGUGUUUAUGUUUGGGACCUUACAUCUAACACAACUAGACUAGGGGUGUACAAAGUGCAGCCCGAGAGCCAUUUGCAGCCCACGGCUCAUUUUUACAAAUAGUCAACAAGACAAAAAAUUGAAAUUGUAAUCCUAGCAUGCCCAUGUUUUGAAACAGAUUAACAUCUGGAUGUGUCUUUCCGCAUGACAAAAUACUAAUUUCAUCAUUUCGGGUUAAAUAACUAAUUCCCAACUGCAUUUGCUCAGUUAAAUCCAGGAGAGGACCAUUUUAUUUGUGAGUAUAGAACAACGGGUGUCCAAAGUGCUAUUUUGCGGCAUACAGCUUUGUUUUGAUUGGCCCGUGAUGCGUUCUAAAGACAAUAUAGGUCACGAAUUAGAACAUCUCACAAAAAACAGAAUGAAACUGGCCCAAACUACGACAAAAAAGACACUCCUUGUUUAUUGCUGUUAAGAGGUGCAUGGACAUGAUUGCGAUAAAUGAUUUUUCGCAAAGUAGGAUAAAAUAUUUUCACACAAGAAACUUUGUUGGCUCUCUUCAAAGGCGGACACUUCCCUUAGCUCUCCUGCUUUUGCUUCAUGUCUCGUAUUGUCUUAACUUUCUUGGAGCCUCGUUUUGCACUGAUCUCCAAAAUUAAAACAAUGGAAUUAACUUGCCUCUUAACAUUUACAAGAUCUUCUCCCUGAGAAGCUCGGGUUGGGGAGAACCCGUCUGUCCUGACGGAACGUUUGUUGCUGGAUACACAACGGACUCUUUUGGGAGAAUUGGAAGGUCGUUUGCCUGGCGAUUCCUUCAGUCGAGGACAUUGAAGACACCAAUCUAUACGAAAUCAUGGUAACAGGAUAUUUGCUGAUUGGAGUAAGCGAUGCACUGGUGUAGCGACAAAGUCUGAUGAAGCUGGCAGCUGUUCAAAGUACCCCAAAGCCGCCACACAUGCUUGAUGGGAUAGGCAGAGCUGUGGGCACUUAGUAAUUUCUGAACUAAAUCGCAAUUUGGAACAUUCCAAUCUGGAUUUCGUCUUCCCGAUGGAUCAGCUUGGCAAGGUCGUUUCUACGAGAUUCCCCAGCUAAGAAGCCCCCCCGUCUUUAAUUGGUCAUUUCAUGCUGGCUGUGACUGUGGAAAGUGGCCUGCUUGGACACCCCCCCCCCCCUGCUAUGAUUCAGGUUUGCAGGGCGUAAUGUGUUUAUUUGUGCCUAAAAUGCUUGAGGUUUUUUUUCGGUCUCAAACAGAGCCCUUCCCUCCAACAGGAGCUUAGUUUGGGAGUUGCUUCCCUCUCCCUCCGACCUUUUAACAGGGCUCUGCUUGGUGCUAACCCAUCAGUCUUCCUGUUCUGUCUACCCCUGUAUAUUGUAUGUCUGUUCUUAGACGGGUUGUAUUAAAAACAAUUUUUUGUACUUCUAAGUGUAAUGACAAUAAAGCAACA
Messenger RNA from Entelurus aequoreus (snake pipefish), 3755 nucleotides. RefSeq names its product erythropoietin a (gene epoa). The record is from RefSeq and is a predicted model, not a curated record. Bases 233 to 790 code for a protein of 185 amino acids. Gene Ontology annotation, cellular component: extracellular region. Gene Ontology annotation, biological process: nucleate erythrocyte development. The transcript has 5 exons. Lineage: Eukaryota; Metazoa; Chordata; Actinopteri; Syngnathiformes; Syngnathidae. Gene Ontology annotation, molecular function: erythropoietin receptor binding; hormone activity; cytokine activity.